UUUGAGAGAUACAAAAGAAAAUUAAUACCAGUCUGAAAGAACUAUAUGAUUUUAAAGAAUUGCUAUCAAAGUGAUUUCUCUUUUCAUCUUUAUACAUCACAUCUUGAAGAAGUAGGAAAGAAAAUAUUGCUGUGCGUAAACACCAGUCUUUAGGAUUCAGACUCACUGGAAAGAUCUUGAAAUUUUUUCGGCAACUCACUUUUCGUAUACUGCGUGACACUCAGCCAGUUUUAUGCCAGUUUUUCGUAGGAUUAUUCCAAAAAUCUAUUUUUGAAGUCCACAAGACCGUGAAGAGAAUAACAGAAAAAGCCAAAGAUUAAUGUCCUCACUGGAUCAUAGAGAGCAAACAAUGAGGCAUGUUCCGUAUUUCGUGGCUUGUUUUCUUAUCUUUAUGACAUUUGUCAAAGCGUUUCCCUCACAGUGCAAGGACGACAAAUUCUUCGACCACGUAAAGCAAAUUUAUUUGCCGUGUUCUGAAUGCGAAAACCAGCAAUUUGAAUGUGAGAUUUGUUGUUCAGCUAGAAAACCAGAGUUGGUGGAUGCCUCGAUAUCUAGCAGUAAUGCACCUAGGCCUUCAUUGAAGGAAAAAACAGACAAGGCCAAAUACCAAAUCCUCAACCUCUUUCUCCAGAGUUUCAUAAUCACAAUGGUAAUUUGUAGCUUGUUAGUAUUAUUCUAUGUUGCUUAUAAGGUUACUCAGGAACGCCAAGCAGCAGCUGAAUGCCCACAAGGAAAUCACUUCCACAAUGCUGAUGCUAUAUAAUCUAGGAAGAGUAUACUGUAGACCCAUUGUCUACCGCAGUGCAGGCUUGGAUGCAUGUUUAUAUUGAAUACAUGUAUCUCGUAAAUACUCGAGUCAAGUUGACAUAGCAGCGAAUAAGCUACUAGACGUUGGCGCUUAAAACCGGCUCUCUUUGAAUCGGAAGCUAUAGCAAACAGAACCAGCAUCAUACAUUUUCAUAAUAUCCACAUGCAUCUAAUUUUAAUAAGAUGGUUGCCAUGGUAUCGGUAGCAAAGGAUACACCUUGAACAUAAAAAUUCAUCCAUCUCUGGCUAGUCCGGCAAGCCACACAAUUUUGGUAUUACUACAGACGUAAACUUAUAUGAGUCUGAGGUAACCUAUUAUCUAUGGUAGAAAUAACCAUAAAACGUACAAUUGGUUCUAAUAACCGUUAAUAUGCUGUCCAAUUAAGAAAUAAUUAAGAAAUAAUAAUGAUUAUAAAAAAUAAUUCCGAGGAAUGACAAAAUUGGAUGAGGCCGUAGGCCGAGUCCAAA
Actinia tenebrosa (Australian red waratah sea anemone) is the source of this 1275-nucleotide messenger RNA. RefSeq lists its product as uncharacterized. NCBI's taxonomy places the organism in Eukaryota, Metazoa, Cnidaria, Anthozoa, Actiniaria, Actiniidae. The record is from RefSeq and is a predicted model, not a curated record.